Messenger RNA from Oxyura jamaicensis (ruddy duck), 5366 nucleotides. RefSeq names its product myocyte enhancer factor 2D (gene MEF2D). Gene Ontology annotation, molecular function: RNA polymerase II cis-regulatory region sequence-specific DNA binding; protein dimerization activity; DNA-binding transcription factor activity, RNA polymerase II-specific. The record is from RefSeq and is a predicted model, not a curated record. NCBI's taxonomy places the organism in Eukaryota, Metazoa, Chordata, Aves, Anseriformes, Anatidae. Gene Ontology annotation, biological process: positive regulation of transcription by RNA polymerase II; cell differentiation. The coding region runs from base 485 to 2062 and encodes 525 amino acids. The transcript is spliced from 12 exons.
AGCUUUGCUUUCUCUUAGCAAAGGGGGGAGUGUCGGGAGAGUUUUCUGGGCAGCCCCGUCCCGUUUUUGCACCCUUCCCGGGGGGGACGCGUGGCGGGGAGAGGUGUGCGCGGUGCCGGUCGCGGUGCAGAGGCAGCGACGAGGCUGCUCCUUAAUGCAGGAGGCACGGGGUGGCCCCGGAGCAGCUUGACUGACGAGCGGUGGCCGCAGCUCCUCGGCCGGCACGAGCCGAAGAUGCAGGAGUCCGCGUAGCAGGUUUCUGACGGCUCAGCCCCACCGGACCCGGCCGUGCAGGAGGGUGCCAUGAACUGAGAGCGCAGCGCCCCGCGGCUCGUCGAUUUGAUUUUUUUCCGUUCGUUUUUCGUCGCCUCCCCCCCGCCCCCCCCCCCCCCCACGCUUUUUCAUGAAAGCCUUUUAAAAAGGGGGCUCCUCUUCGCCUCCCCUGAGCCGAGUCGCCCCGCUGCGGUGAGGAUUUCCCGAGAAGAUGGGGAGAAAAAAGAUCCAGAUCCAGCGGAUCACGGACGAGCGCAACCGGCAGGUGACCUUCACCAAGCGCAAGUUCGGCUUGAUGAAGAAAGCCUACGAGCUGAGCGUCCUGUGCGACUGCGAGAUCGCCUUGAUCAUCUUCAACCACUCCAACAAGCUGUUCCAGUACGCCAGCACCGACAUGGACAAGGUGCUGCUCAAGUACACCGAGUACAACGAGCCCCACGAGAGCCGGACCAACGCGGACAUCAUCGAGACGUUAAGAAAGAAAGGUUUUAACGGCUGUGACAGCCCGGAGCCCGACGGAGAUGACUCGAUAGACCAGAGCCCCUUGAUGGAGGAUAAAUACCGUAAAGGCAGCGAGGAUCUGGAUAUCCUGUUCAAGCGAUACGGUUCCGCAGUGCCCGCGCCGAACUUCGCCAUGCCGGUGACGGUUCCCGUGACCAACCAGAGCACGCUGCAGUUCAGCAACCCGGGGAGCUCGCUGGUCACCCAGUCCCUCGUCACCUCAUCGCUCACCGACCCCCGGCUCCUCUCGCCGCAGCAGCCGGCGCUGCAGAGGAACACCGUGUCCCCGGGGCUGCCGCAGAGGCCGGCCAGCGCAGGAGCGAUGCUCGGCGGAGACCUGAACACCACGAACGGAGCCUGCCCGAGCCCUGUGGGCAACGGCUACGUGAGCGCCCGCGCCUCGCCGGGUCUCCUCCCCGUCUCCAACGGCAGCACCUUGGGCAAAAUCAUCCCGGCCAAGUCCCCGCCGCCGCCGCCGCCCUCGCACGGCGCCCAGCUGGCCGCCAACAGCCGCAAGCCGGACCUGCGCGUGAUCACCUCGCAGAGCGGCAAGGGGCUCAUGCACCAUUUGACGGAGGACCACUUGGCUCUGCAGAACACGCAGCGGUUAGGUGUCUCCCAGGCGACCCACUCUUUAACCACGCCGGUGGUUUCGGUGGCCACCCCGAGCCUGCUGACGCAGGGGCUGCCUUUCUCGGCCAUGCCCACCGCCUACAACACAGAUUAUCAGCUGACGAGCGCGGAGUUGUCCUCGCUGCCCGCGUUCAGCUCACCCGGGGGCUUGUCCCUUGGCAACAUCUCUGCCUGGCAGCAGCAGCAGCAGCAGCAGCAGCAGCAACAGCAGCAACAACAACAGCAGCAGCAACAGCAGCAGCAGCAACAGCAGCAGCAACAGCAGCAGCAGCAGCAGCAGCAGCAGCAGCAGCAGCACCUCGUUCCCGUCUCGCUAGGGAACUUAAUACAAGGGAGCCACUUGUCCCACACCACCACUUUGACUGUCAACACCAACCCCAACAUCAGCAUCAAGUCGGAGCCCGUCUCGCCCAACCGGGAACGAAACACUGCCACCCCGCUCAGCACCUUCCCCCACCAGCCCCGGCACGAGCCCACCGGCCGCUCGCCCGUCGACAGCCUCAGCAGCAACACCAGCUCCUACGAGGGCAGCGAGCGGGACGAUCCCGCCCGCGCCGAUUUCGGCUCCUCCCUGGGGCUCCUGCGCCCCAGCAGCGAGCCCGAGGGGGAGAGCCCCUCGGUGAAGCGCAUGCGGUUGGAUACCUGGGUCACAUAACGGGGUCCCCGCCGUCCCUUUUUUGGGGUGGGGGGAGUUCGGGGGGGGAUCGGGGAGGCUCCGCCGGCUCGCAGCGGGGAAGGGGAGGGGGUGUGUGUGUGUGGGGGGGGAGGGCUACAGGGUGAAACGGGUGAGGGGUUGGGGUUGGGGUUGGGGAGAUUAUCAUAAACUGCCUGAGAAAUAGCUUUAGGAUUUUGUAGGCAUUCAUUCUAGCACAGCGGGCGGCGCGCGCGGCGAGGCCGGCUGGGGGCGGCGAGGAUGGGGAUGGAGGGGGGGGGGGCGGCGAAAAUCGGAUGGCUGCGUCCGUGCUGGAAGGAGGGGUCCCCGGCGGGGCUCAUCCCUGCGGGGACAGCGGGGACGAGGGGUCCCGGGGUCGGGACAUCCCCGGAGCAGAGCGUCUGCGGGGGGGCGAGGGGCGAUGGGGCGCGUGCUGGCAGGCGCUGAGCAUCCCCGGAACGCCUCGUGCUGCCCCGAGAGCCCCGGGGCAGGGAGAGGAGGCUCGGCCAGGUGAAAUCUGGCUGAAAAUCCUCCCCAAAAAGAGGCCGCCCGAGGGCCACGUCCUCCGCUGGUCCCCAGGCAGCGGCGGGCAGGAGCGGGGUUCCUGCCGGGAUGGAGCGCAGCGCGCGCGUCCUUCGCCACGGGAAGGUGUCGGGGGCACGAGAGGCAGAUUUUUAAGGCUUAAUCCUGACUUUUGGGUUGAAACUUAGCUACAGAGAGCAUCUUUUCCUGCAGAUAAGGGAACUGCGCCUGGCCGCAGUCGCGUUAAACCUGCCCUGACCUCUCCUGGCCGCGUCCUGCGGGGUGCGGGUGGAGCCCGGCUCGUGCCCGGCGGUGGUGGCGCUGGUUUUGAAGAAAUCACGGUUUUCACCAAACAAAAGGCUCAAAUGCAUUUCAAAAUGCAUUCCCAGCCCACGUGGGUCAAAGCUUUAAAUUAGAGGAGUAGGAGCAAAUAGCGUUUAUUUAGGGAUGCAGCUGAAAUAACCCCCUUGGGGUUUCGCCCGAAGGCCUCGGAAGACGGGGAUGAGCCACGCGGAAAAUCUGCGGCAGCCUCAGCCGCGUGAGCCAGGGGCAGGAAAAAGGGCACGAGGGAGACGGGGGGAAGUCGUGGUGCUGCCGGCUGCUCCGGCGGGUCCCCUGGGUGCCGCAGCCUUUCAGGCUUUCCCCUGCAGCCGCUCUGCUCUGGGAUGCCGUCCCCAUCCCCGUCCCCAUCCCCAUCCCCGGCGCGCCGCCCGCUCGGUGACCUCGGGGACAUCCCUCGCGCCGGCACCGCUCCCCCCCCCCACCCCUCCGCUGAAGGUCGCGGUUGCAAAACGGCACAAAACCUGCCCAAACGCCUCGGCUGGUGGCAGAGGCUGCCCUGGGGCCCGCGCGGUGGGGAGAGGACCGAAAAUUCCCAGAGGGUUUCCCCCCCGCCCCCCCCCGGCUCUUGCUCCUCCCGGAGACCUCCGCAGAGCGUGGGGGUUUCCAGCCCAGCCUGCUGAAACGGGGAGCGUUGCGUGAAAACGUGCUCGGGUGAUGUCAAAGGAGAAGCCAAUUGGUGUUUUUCUAAACUUUUUCCGCCUUUUUUUUUUUCUUUUUUCCCCCCAUUGUGAUUUUCCCAAAGUGUCUUAAUUGGAAAAACAGCAGAAAAAAAGUAAACGAUUGUGAUGGAGUGAACGUAAAGCGAGUCGUCUGAGGCGAGGCGACCGAAUGUCCUCCAGAAAUCAGGUGGCAAGAUACGGCUAGGAGAAGCGAUGGCCGGGCAGGGAAGCACGGGGUGCUCCUCCUGUCCCUGCACGAGCCACCAGCUGGAAAAAGCAUCACGAAAACUUCCCCGACCCGGCCCCGCCGCUUCUCACCCCAAAAUCCCCGCGCAGGGCAAUGCCACGUGCCGCCGGCUCACCCAGGGACGUGCCGGGCGGAGAUUUCCUAACGAAGAGCUUUGAAGUACCAAACCGUUCCCACAUUUUUUCUUUCUUUUUGAUGAAAAAUUCUCGCUUUUCCUCUCCCCGAUCCAGCACGGCGCCCCCGAGGGACUCGGGCAGGCGUCGGGCAGCCCCCUCAGGCUCCCGGCAGGUUUUGUGCCGUUCUGCUGCAGCACCCCCCUCCCCGCGCCCCAAGCCUUGCCCAGCGCUUACUGGGGCGUACUGGGAGGCUUCGUGUCGCGAGCCGGGGGGCGGGGGGAGGACGUGCCUCUGUCCCUCCGUCCGUCCAGGAGGCAGGAGCCCCCCCCCGCGCGCUCCCCACCGCUUUCCGUCACCGUCCGGCUCUGCCCCGCGGAGCCGCACCGCAGCUCUUUGCACGGCCUUGCUUUGGAAAUUAGGCGGGAUUGACGACGACGUCUCAUCGGUAUCAUUUUGUUUUCUUUCCUUCUUCACCGUCCUGCGAGGAAAAGCAAACCACAACCAAACGUUUUCCGCCCCGCCGGGGGAGCGGGAGGAGCGCCGGGCACCGCGCGGCGCCGAGCAGCGGCACGCGGCCGUGCCGGGCGGGGGGCAACGAAACAUUUCUGCUCACGGACUUCGCGCCCCGGCUCCCGCGCUCACACCUUGAAGCUGAGAGCCUGGAAAAAAAGAGGAAAAAAAAAAAAAAAAAACACAAAAACCCACAAACGGAACAAAACAAACCCAGAAAAAACGCACUCGGACGCGGAUCCACCUGGAGGGGCGAGCCGUGCCGUGCCGAGCCGUGCCGUGCCGAGCCGUGCCGAGCCGAUUCGUGCCGAGCGGAUCCGCAGCAGCACGGCCCCGGGACUCGACGACCCCCGGCUCGUGCCACGGGCAAGUACGGCUCGUGGGCGAAAUGAUUUCGGGGUUGGUUUGUCGGGGGUCUCUCCGUUCGUUUCAUCGGGGGCUUGGGGUAUUCUUUUUUUUCGUCCGGGCCAUCAUCCUUCCUUUCCCCACAGACUGUAGAGUCCAGUAAACUCCUCCUAAUUUUCAAAAGACACCAAGAAGAACGACAAUCUAAGAAACCAACACCCUCCUUCGUGCUUCUAUAAAUACGUUUCUGAUCUUAUAAUUUUAUUUCUCGUGCUCAUCUGUACUGUUGACAGUUACAAUUGUGUAUAAUUUUUUUUUUGUUUUUUUGUUUUUUUUUUUAAUUUGGAAUUUUUGCGUUGUAUAGGGUUUAGUUUUAAAAUAUAUAUAUAUAUAUUUUCCAUUUUUUAAGAAGGGGUGUUGCAAAAAACAAAAAAAUUGCACGAUUUAAAUGACAAUAGUUAAAAUGCUGCAGUUUUUAGAGAUGUGGAAGCAAAAUGGAGCUUAUUUAUUCUCAAAGGCUAUAAAGGUGUAAAAUGCAUGAAGAAAAAAAAAACAGCUAAUAUAUU